AAACCGACAACCAGAGCCCGCCGCAGGUUUCUUUGAUUUUAGUGCUCUUCUUGUGCCGCUCGUUACCCUUUCGUUUCAGCACUCUCGUUUGUUCUGUUGGUAGACGCAGCAGCUAGCUAGCUAUACAACCGCGCGCGAGGGCGCGUUGCUCUUCGCGCCGGUCCACUGACUUUACGGCCGUGUCAUUGAUGCUCGAUUUGUCUGGUUGCAUACAGCGAUAUUUUGCCGUAGCUGCUUUUUAGUCUCCUACCCUCCCUCGCCUAUUUUGAUCGUGUCGAGGAUCACGACAUGGAGCCCUCGACCUCACGCGAACCACCAUGGGCAGAGCACGAAAAGGUCUAUCUUCUGGCCGAAGUGCUCAAGGCCGCUCAAGUACCCUCUCAUGUUCUUUUUGGAUUCAUCCGCGACGCCAACAUCCAGCCACGAUGGAAUGACAUGGCCCUGCCUCCUGGCCGGUCCGUCCGCUCUAGCCAGAUGGCGUUUGAGAGCCUCGUAGCAACAUACUCGGUCCCUGGCCAAGACUAUAGACGACCUCACUUACCAGCUCCUAUGAUGUACACGGGGCCCGAUGUUGUCAAAAAGCGACCUCACCAGCAAGAGGCGGCUCCUCCGGUUGGCCGACUGCUGCAACCUCGCCCACCUCAAUCCUAUCCAGGAGAGUACAUGCCCGCGGGCCCUGCGUAUACCUCGUCUGUGCACACAGUAGGCGAGCCGGCACACAAGAAAAAACGCGGACGACCAACAAAGGCAGAGGCACAACAGAGAGCACAGGAGGCGGCAGCGCGGGGCGAAGUAUAUCCACCCCCAAGAAGAGGCAGACAAUCCAUUACGGCGCCACCUGAACCAUCGCCACUUGGCCCAGAUUCACGAUCGCAUGAGCGUACAACGCCCCCUACAGCAUCUUCUCAAGCCGCUCCUGUGCGGACACCACAGCAGCAAGUUGGAGUCGAACAAGAGGAAGAAUCGUCAUCCGGGAAAAGAAAGCGUGCAAGACCACAGGCCCUAGAACUGGAGAAGCACCGUACACCCACCGGACUGGAAUCUCCCCUUGCAUAUGGACCAAGCGAUGCCAACCGCGCCCCACCAUAUUCAACAUUCACCCCCGUAUCUGCACCCUUGCCAUCAUCUACAGAAUCCAGAGACCGAGACCGAGACAUACGCAUGGAAGGAGUCGAGGAGACUCAAGCACGAACCACAACACCGCACUCGUUUAAAGACACAGUUGGCAUCUAACAGCGUUUUCCUUGGUCAUAAAAGCAACACACGGCGGUAAUCUCUUUUUUUUUUGAAAGCGUUCUGUCAACGACUCUACUUAUGCACUCACGAUGACCUUUACGGCCAUGAUAUCAUGAAAGGUAUGUCUUGCCAAGUUAGCCUCGCUGCCAUCAUUACUGAAGCACGGUUCGCGCGCAUUGCAUCACCUUUCAUGCUCAUGCUGCUAACUGCCGCUUUGGGGGGCUGUUUGUCUCGCAACCACAUCAUCGGUUUUUUUUUCUCCUUCAUGCACAUUUCCUUGUCUAGGCUUGUUAGUUCAUUUCCUUAUCAACUGCAUGUCGACACUCUAUGAAGGUUGAGAUAGGAUGUGGCCCCUUCGCCUAAUGUUUUACAUUUGCUGUCUUAACGAGUCAAGAGUUUGGUUUCCUUUUUUUCGGCACCGGGAAACUCUA
Messenger RNA from Exserohilum turcica Et28A, 1667 nucleotides. RefSeq lists its product as uncharacterized. The transcript has 3 exons. Lineage: Eukaryota; Fungi; Ascomycota; Dothideomycetes; Pleosporales; Pleosporaceae. The record is from RefSeq and is a predicted model, not a curated record. The coding region runs from base 289 to 1233 and encodes 314 amino acids.